AUGCCAGCGGACCCCAUUGACGCCGUUUCUGAAAUCGAGAAUACGCGCAGGCGAGAAAAGCACAUAGAGGACUUAGCCAGGAAGUGGGAACAGCGCUUUGGUUCUGAGUACGUUCAGUCAUGCGCUGACAGCUACAGACUUAGAGACGAAUGUAGGGUACACUUUGGCCUCCCAGAGCGCUCGGUUGUUCAAGAAAAUUGGUCUAUCGAUAGAAUUCCGGAGCCAUAUCGCAGAACUGACCGUCUAGAACUAACCUCAGAUACGAUUGGGUACUUCCAGGACGACUUUGAAGGCCGGAUCUUUCCUCGUAGAGAGCAUGCGCCCAAACGCGUUCCAUUCACUUGA
Molecule: messenger RNA, 345 nt
Organism: Giardia duodenalis
Lineage: Eukaryota; Fornicata; Diplomonadida; Hexamitidae
Exons: 1
Coding region: 1-345 (114 amino acids)
Source: RefSeq, a predicted model, not a curated record